This is a messenger RNA of Equus caballus (horse), 1056 nucleotides long. RefSeq names its product glutathione S-transferase theta-3-like. The record is from RefSeq and is a predicted model, not a curated record. Gene Ontology annotation, biological process: glutathione metabolic process. Gene Ontology annotation, cellular component: cytoplasm. Lineage: Eukaryota; Metazoa; Chordata; Mammalia; Perissodactyla; Equidae. Gene Ontology annotation, molecular function: glutathione transferase activity.
CUGCGCGCGGCUGUACCUGGGUGCCUGGCCAUUCCUGCUGGUCGUUCUUGCUCCGCGUCUCGUUCGCCGCGGCUGCCGCCCGCCAGCGCCGCCGCCCCCGCCAUGGGCCUGGAGCUCUACCUGGACCUGCUGUCCCAGCCCUGCCGCGCCGUCUACAUCUUCGCCAAGAAGAAUGCCAUCCCCUUCGAGCUGCGCACCGUGGAGCUGCUCAAAGGCCAGCAGCACAGCGAUGCCUUUGUCCAGGUAAACCCCCUGAGGAAGGUGCCAGCCUUGAAGGAUGGGGACUUCACCUUGGCUGAGAGUGUGGCCAUCCUGCUGUAUCUGAGCCGAAAGUACAAGACCCCUGACCACUGGUACCCCCAGGACCUGCAGGCCCGUGCCCGCGUGGAUGAGUACCUGGCGUGGCAGCACACAGCUCUGCGGAGUAGCUGUAGCCGGGCCAUGUGGCAGAAGUUGUUGGGCCCUGUGUUACUGGGUGUACAAGUGCCCCCCGAAACGUUGGCGUCUACUCUGGCCGAGCUGGACAGGAACCUGCAGUUGCUUGAGGACAAGUUCCUGAAGGACCAGGCCUUCCUCACCGGGCCCCACAUCUCAGUGGCUGACUUGGUGGCCAUCACAGAGCUGAUGCAUCCCGUCAGCACCGGCUGCCAAGUCUUUAAGAGCCGACCCAAGCUGGCAGUGUGGCGCCAGCGUGUGGAGGCCGCGGUGGGGGAGGACCUCUUCCAGGAGGCCCAUGCAGCCCUCAUGAAGGCCAAGGACCUGCCUCCACUGGACCUGGCCAUGAGGGAGAAGCUGAAGGCUGCGGUGCAGGUUUUGUUGCAGUGAGUAGGGAGCCAGGCCUACAGAGCCACUGACGACAAGGGAGACUCUGUCGUCAGAAUAAAGAGAUGCCUCUCCUUGGCUGUGAGCAAGCAUAGUCUCUGGUCCACACUUCCCUCCAUGCAUCAGGCCUGCAUUCCUUCUUUUGUCUGUCUCCUCACUCCACUCUUACCCCUUCCAGUUCAAUUUCCAUGUGACCUCUGCAGAGAGCUUUAAUAAACACAUAUUUGACCCUGU